Molecule: messenger RNA, 849 nt
Organism: Microbotryum saponariae
Lineage: Eukaryota; Fungi; Basidiomycota; Microbotryomycetes; Microbotryales; Microbotryaceae
Source: the annotation of a GenBank genome assembly
AUGCUACGUGAGUGCGCCUUCGCACCCUUCACCCCUUCUUUCCAACCACCUGACCCCCAUUUCCGUCUUUUUCAAUCCCCCCAAACCAAAGUCCGUUUCAUGCGCGUCGACACCCUCCACGCCGCCGGCGCCGCCGCCCGAGUCCCUUCCAGAAUCAAAGGUAGUUCCGAAACGGGUGAUACCGUUUUAGGCGUGACAACACCCGAAGGGGAAACCUUGACGGACGUCGUACCUUCGGAUCCCGAUUCACCUUUAUUGGAUCGACCGAUGGGGGGAGGUGGGGCGGACGGGAAAGUUGUAGGAGGUUCAGCGGAGUUGGGAGGGGUGAAGGAGGAAGGGUCGACGACGAUGGGGAAGGCGGGAAUGGGUGAUGGGAUCGGUGGACUCGUCGCGGGAGCUGGAGUGACAGUACCGCUGUUGACGGAGAAACAACAUGAAGCCCUUUAUGGACCCCGCAGGACAUUAUUCCUCGUCGUUGUGCUCGUUGUAGGAGGGUUGGGCAUGUGGGCAUGGUUGAAGUGGAGGAGGAAGAGGAGGGUCGCGAGAAGGGCGGGAAAGGGCAAAGGGAGGGAAAGGGAAAGGGAGGGGGAUUAUGUGAGGUUGGGAGAGAGAAAGGGGAGCAUUCGAUUGGGAGAGGAGGAGGAACGGGUAGGCUUUGGCUUUGGGGGACCCAGUCGGGCCGGCGGUGGUGCAGGUACGGGCGCGGGGUUGGCGGUUGAUACGAGACAGGUGUUUGAUAUUGGGGAGGAUGAUGACGAGGAAGAAGAGGGAGAGGAUGAGGAUGAGGAUGAGGAAACGUUGGGUGAUUUAGGAGCGAGUCCGGGGGGGAGGAGAAGAGGGAGCGACUGA